Molecule: messenger RNA, 3076 nt
Organism: Diaporthe batatas
Lineage: Eukaryota; Fungi; Ascomycota; Sordariomycetes; Diaporthales; Diaporthaceae
Exons: 3
Coding region: 163-2700 (845 amino acids)
Biological process (GO): signal transduction
Source: RefSeq, a predicted model, not a curated record
GAUCAAUCAAUAGCCCACUCGCCUAAUCUCAACUUAUUACAUUCUUGUUCCUGCUGUCUUCCCUUGACUGGGCCGGCACAUGUGAAUUGAAUAUCCAUAUCCAUAUCCAUAAUAUUUUGUACAGAGGCAGAAGCGUGAGCUGCUGCUGCCGUUGCGGGCACCAUGGACUACAUAUCCAUCUCAACGGCGUGCUUUGCAACGAACAAUGCAAUUUCGAAAACAUCACCGACCCUGCGAGGCUUCAUCCGGGAAGUCAGAGAGGCACGGGCAGAGCUCGAUGCAGUGCUCGCCGAGCUCCAUUCCCUGGAUGGGGUCCUCGAUAUCCUGAAAGAUGACGCCUCGAGCUUUCCCGAGGCACUGGCCAAGCGGACCCCGCCUCUUCUGGAGCAUUGCACAAGCAUAGUGCACCAGAUCGAGGGCUACAUGCACGUUUGCAAUGGCCUAGGCCUCUCGGCAAGGGACAAAAAAUACAGAUGGAUGGCCAUACGAGGAGACAUGGAGAAGCUCAGACUGACGCUAGAGGGAUACAAAUCCACUCUGGCCGUGGUGACAGACCUCGUUGGAUUGACCAAAACCAAGAGGGACAACGACCAGCUCUCCAUCGACAGCGAUGCAUCCAUGUAUGACGACUCGAUCGAGCGGCAGGCGUCGGUAAAUGAGGACAUCAAGAGCGACCUGACCCGUGUCAUGGGCAGUAUGGGUGGCCUCCGGGCAAGGCUGCAGGCCGAAUUCGGGUCCAUCUACGCCGUGUCGGACAUCGAGAAGUAUCUGGACGCGAUGCAGCUGCAGGCGACAAAUCUGGGCUACAGGCUCGAGGCCGAGAGAUUGGAGGCCCAGCAGCCCCCACGGCACUUACAGACACACGCACGUGGAACUGGAGAUCGCGAAGAUCGUCAUCAGACGCACAGUGGGUCCUCGUCAGUGGGUGACGCACCAGACAGCGCCAUCGACAUGAACGACGGGCCCCCGAGCCCGUACCGUCGCCACUCCAAGGAUGAGCCUGAUUCGCCCCCUGGCAGGUCUGACAGGCGGGUGCGGCACGACAAGUCGCUACCGACCCUGCCCAUUGUCGAAAUAGACGAAUUUAUCGACGAGAUCGACGGGCUCGGUGACCUCCCUGAGCCCUCCUCCCCGCGCGCACCCACCCCACCGCCCAAGGCCAUUGGGCGGUCCAACUCCAUGAUCCAUGUUUCAACUCUAUCGCCGUGGACUGGUCACAUACCCGGGAUCUCCAGGCCAUCGUCGGUCCGCAGCGUCAGCGACUACGGCGUCCUCGACUCAGAAGGCAACCCCGUCGUCCCCCGGCGGAUGAGCUCGCUCCGCAGCCUUCCUCGGUCUGACGGCGAUGCUCUGUCGACAGUGGGUAGUCUGAGAGGAAUCCGUCCCCCGAGAAGUGAGAGCAGUUUCAGCAUGUAUUCAACCGGCGGCACAGUCACGACGACCAUCACGGGUGGGGCCCGGGCACAAAGUCCCCCGGCGAUCCGUGAUGCCAGAUCAGUUAAUAGCAGCAGCACCAACAGCAGCAGCACCAACAACAAUAAUACUACUAGUACCAGCAGACCAACUCGACGACUCUUUGGUCGUCGCAGCUCUUUCACCGUCCCGGGCCUGCCCACGAGGCUCAGCACGGCCAGCCACCACAACACCGGCAACGCAAAGGCUCACAUCCUCAGCGCCCUCGCAGGACCGGGCAAUGCCCUCGCCAUGCCAGCAGCCAGGGCCGACGCCCUCUCACACUCUCACGCACAUUCACCCCCAGAACCACCACCGCUGUCGACCCAACGAGCUCACCAUCGUGCAAAUGCGUCGGUUGACACGACAGCCACCAAUGCCACCAAUACCACUUCGGUCAGUGGAUCCAGGGGUCUUCGGCCCUCGACUGCCGUCUCGUCGACGGGCGCCAGCAUACGCAGCAACUCGUCAAGAUUGUCGUCGGUGUUCAGGAGGGUGAGCAUCUGGUCGCCGAGGAUCACGGCCGAGGCAGCCCCGGAGGAGCUGGAGCCGGACGACAUCUUCGGGGUGUCGCUCAAGAAGAGCAUGCAGAUGGCGACGGCGACUGUCAAGACCCACCACGACGGGUCCAAGGCAUCAUCGAGGCGGGACUUCCCGCGGUGCAUCCUGUCGUGCGUGAACUUCAUCAAGGAGAACGGCGGCGUCCGCGCCCCUCACAUCUUCGGCGGCGAGAUGGCAGGCGGCGAGUCGAUGGUGCGCGUCGCCUCCCUCAAGGAGGCCUUCAGCACGGCGCCCUACUACGGCGAGGGCAACAUCGACUGGGCGGCCCACGACGUCUACGACGCCGCCGAGCUGAUCGUCCUGUUCCUGCAGCAGCUGUCCAAGCCCCUCGUCAGCGAGACGGUCGCCAAGCGCUGGAUCGUGCUGUCCAAGCAGGCCACGGUGCCGCACCACCUGCGCCUCGAGGCCUGCAUCGACUUCUGGGACGAGGCCCUGCUGGGCAUCCGCGGCGCCGCCCGCAGCCUGUUCAAGCUGCUGCUCAACCUGUGGGGCGACGUCGCCGACGCCGCCGAGCUCAACGACAUGACGGCCGAGCGCCUGGCCGCCCGCAUGCUCAACCCGCUCAUGCACCUGCCCGCCGGCAAGUACACCACCGACUACAUGCUCGGCCUGGCGUUCUUGAUCCGCAAGAGGAGCGAGUACACCGUCAUGCUCCGCGAUGGGAGGAAGAGCAAGGCCGCUUUCUGAUUUGCUGCGCAGAGAGAGCCCAGUCAGUGAAUGACACUGGGAUGGAUGGACAUCAUGGAUGGAUACAUGUCUUCUUUACCAGCGAGCAUGUGUUUAGGCGGGAGACGUCUCGCUUGAUAUUACACGUGGAACACCACUAUGUUUGGUAGCAAGAUCAGACGCACAGGGCAGCCGUCUGCCGAUGACCACGUUUGAGAAGGAUUGUAUUAUAUGUCACUCUUUUUAUAUAGGGAGGAAUGUUGCUGGCGAAGAUACCCGAGAAUCUCUAAAAUGUAUUGUCUAUUUUCACCACAGAUCUACGCUUGUUUCACUUGAGAAACCCCACUAUUUGAGCGCUUAACCUAGAGUAGUGUACUCAGAUGAUUUCUCACCGUCA